GUAGCUGUAAAAAGAUUAUCAAAAAGAUCCGGGCAAGGUUGGGAGGAGCUAAAAAAUGAAGCAAUGCUCAUAGCCAAGCUUCAACACAGGAAUCUUGUUAGACUUCUGGGCUGCUGCAUUGAACGAGAUGAAAAAAUACUAAUUUAUGAGUAUAUGCUCAAUAAAAGCUUGGAUUUCUUCCUUUUUGAUCAAGAGAAGCGUAGGAUAUUAAAUUGGAGGACUCGUGUUAGAGUUAUUGAAGGAAUUGCUCAAGGACUUCUUUAUCUUCAUCAGUAUUCCAGAUUAAGGAUUAUUCAUAGGGACUUGAAGCCAAGCAAUAUUUUGUUGGACAUAGACAUGAAUCCCAAGAUAUCAGAUUUCGGGAUGGCAAGAAUAUUUGGCGGAAAUGAGUCGCAAGCAAAUACAAAUAGGAUUGUUGGCACUUAUGGUUAUAUGUCCCCUGAAUAUGCUUUGGAAGGCCUCUUUUCAAUCAAAUCCGAUGUUUUUAGUUUUGGCGUAUUAUUGUUGGAAAUUGUGAGUGGCAAGAAGAAUACUGGUUUUUAUCAACAUGACUGUCUUCAUCUUAUUGGAUAUGCAUGGGAAUUAUGGACAAAUGAUAGGGGAUCAGAUUUGGUGGAUCCACUACUUGAUGAUAUAUCCUCUAUGCAGAUGGUAUUAAGAUAUGUUAACAUAGCUCUCCUUUGUGUUCAAGAAAGUGCAGAUGAUAGACCGACCAUGUCUGACGUUGUUCCUAUGCUUAGCAAUGAAAGUGUAGUUCUACCUUAUCCCAAAGAACCUGCUUUCUUGAAUGUGAGAAGUAUGUCAAAGGCAAACCCAGUGAACAACAAGCCACAAAUAUGUUCUCUGAAUGGUGCAACGAUUUCAACUAUGGAAGGCCGGUAA
This is a messenger RNA of Corylus avellana, 882 nucleotides long. Lineage: Eukaryota; Viridiplantae; Streptophyta; Magnoliopsida; Fagales; Betulaceae. The record is from RefSeq and is a predicted model, not a curated record.